AUGCACCUGUUGAGAGCUCUGGGCCAUGACCCGGGACAGCCUCCGCAGCCUGACCCGCGUGAAGCUGAUGAAACGAAGCAGCUCAAGCGUAAGCUCCAGACACGUCGUGCAACAACAGCCCUCGCUGUGAAGCGAGAGCAAGUGAAGCAGGAAGAGUCGCCUGCGCUGGCUGUUCCUCCCGAGAUGCGGGAGACUUUUCCUGAAAGGUUGCAGAGAGAGCAGCUGACUGGUGCAAGCCAGCACUUUCGCCACAGAACAACUGAGUUGAGCCAGGAUCAGUCCCAUUCGAUGAGUAGGGAGCGUUCCAGAUGUGUGAAAAGUUUGUUGGUGUCGUUGGCGGCACGAGUCAAGGAGCUUGUGAGUGGCAGGGCCAGAGCUGGAAGCGAUCCAGCUGAAGUGUGCCAUGUUAUGAACACUGUCGUGUCAGAUGAUACGACAACAAAGCUGAAAACUGAAGGCCAAAGCUUUGAGCAGCAAGGUGUGGUGCAUACGAUAAUGAACACAUGCCAGGCUUUGCUUCUGCGUUACAGCGAUGGUGGGACAGAGUGCCUCAGUUUGCCCACACCUCUCCAGGUUCUUCCUGCCGGAAGAGCAGAUUACAUCCAUGCAGGCUUUCGCUCGUGGUUGAUAGUCACAGCGUGCGGCGUCGGCCAGAAGUUCCUGGCAUUAGGCUGCCCGACAGACUUGACUGUCGAAGCAAAGUGGAGGAGCUUGAUAUUGGUUGGCGAUGCACUCCGGGCGAAUGACACAGCCUGGAGACUUGAGCGUCAGAUCAUGUUGGAUCAGAGAGAUCGCACAAGGGAUAUGGCCGCAGCGCCGCAUCGGACGCUGGGCAUGCGGCUUCGAUGCACAAAUCACCAGCUGUGCCUAGUUCGUAGGCCACUGGUACUCUCCUGCAAGGGGUACUGGACGACGCUGGUACGUCUAGGGCAUCUAUAUGAGGUCAACUCUUUCCGGCGAUCCUUCGCCGCUGCACUGAUCAGUUUGAUCAAGAAAGACGGCAACUUUAUUCGCAUCCCCGUCUAUGAGUACCCGCCGGAGAAGUCUACAUGGGAGCAGAGGGCAACCUGGCUCCAGCGUGAUUUUCAAUCCACAAAAGGUGCCACGAAGGCAUUGCAGGCGCUCUUCGAAUUUGCAAAUGGCGAUACUUCCGGAGAGGUUGUAACACACUUUUGCAAGAUGCAGCAGGGAGACUGCUCAGCGUGUUGUUCUUCUGAUGAAGAGGCGCUGAGCAAAUUUUUAUCCCUUGCAGUCCCGCUGUUCAGCAAGGGCUUCCCGACACCGCUUUUGUAUCGCAUGAAACACUAUGGGCCGGCAUCUUCAUUCAUGAAGGUGGGGUGUUCGUUCUGCAAGUUAGUGCCUCAAGUGCUACAGGAAAUGGAGCAUUUGUCAGCUGAGAAAGCAGAUGGUGAGCUGGCAAGCCUUGUGGACGCUUUCCUUCAUGAAUCAGGUCACGUCGCAGACGGGAGGGCCCGAAGUGAACAGGAACUACAGGACAUGUUGGCUGACGCGCUCGAAUCCGAUCAAAGUUUUGCUGCACAGAACGGACUUCGCAGGCGAAAGGUCAUCGCCGAAAUCACCCGGCCGGACUUCCAUCAGUCCUCCAUGCUGAUCGACUGCCUCAUUCAACCGUUGGAACACGGCAUAAACUUUCUACUUGGACAUACAAAGAUUUUGGCGGACUUGCGGUACCUUGGUCGUGGCCACCCAGACUUCGACAGGCUUUGCCGCGAAAGCCGCUUGAAAUUCAUGCAGGUUGUAACCGGGCAGCUGGCCCAAAAGCUUUUGCGGGAGUAUGUGGUGAUCUUGCACCACGGAUUGCAAGAACUCUUCGAUAUGGGGUUUGCUGCCACCCCGGACAGCUUGAAUCAGAUCUUUGAAGCAGUUGUUUUCCUCUGCUCCGAUCUUUACAGAAGAUUGCACCAUGAUUUCAAGAAAGCUCCAUUCAAGUUCUUCCGUCUGAGUGAUCUCAAUGGCCAGGAGUUCAGCUCGAGCUGGACCGCUUUGGAGAAGGAAGCCGCUGCAUGUUCGACUUGCAUGGACGAGGAAUUUUCGUAUCCGCUGCUACGUCAAUUUGAAGGCUUGUCUUCGAAAUCUGUGCCUGAACAAGACAGUGCACGACGCGAGAUUCAGAUGCUGCUGCUCGAUGUUGCAACAUGGAGCCCAGUUACAUCGGACUCUGUUGAGAUAAAAAACGGACAGACCCAGUGGGCAGUGAGCAGGCGUGGUGGACAGAAUGUCCGAAAUACUCGGACAUCUUUGGAACUGUCUCUGGUACAGGAGGCUGUCAACCAGAACCAGUGGGCUCAACGUGCAGUGUCCGAGGAAACCCUUCCCAACAAGGCCACCUCUGCUGGUGUUGUGAAGAUGGCUGGUGUGAAGACCACGAAGACAGAGGAGGGCAAGAGCCGGACUAUGACAAGGCGGGAAACGCCACAAGAGCGAGAAGCACGUCUCCGCAAGGCGAAAGAUCGGUCAAUUCGCAAGCUUUCCGCUUGGAACGUUUUUCAACGAUCCAAGUUGAAAGGUCGCCACCUGCAAGGCGAUGCCUACCAAGCUGAAAUUAAAGAGAUUAGCAGGCAAUGGAGAUCUCUCGGUCCUGAGGAGAAAGAACAGUACAAAGUUGAAGCAGAGCAUCAGCAGGCGUUGCUCGAUGCUUUGGAGACAACACCGUUGGCAGUCGAGGCUGCGGAUGGCGCCGAACAUGCGGACAGGACCGAUGGAGUUUGGCGCAACGCCGCCAAGAAACGUUCUGUCCGACGGCUUGAUCUCAACGAAGCUGCGUUUCGUGAGAAUAGCUUGUGGAGCUUGCCCACGCAGCUGGGCGACGGUGCCAUGGCCCAUGGCUGUUCCGUUCCUGAUAGUUCUGAAGAUGACGUGCUUGAAGAUCGAUGCCCUGUGGGUUGCUGCUGCAGGUCGGAUCACUUCAGUGAUAUUGAGAUAUGGCGGAAGCGUUUCAAGUCCCAUCUUGAAGCCAACAGUGUGAAGCCUGGUUCCUUGCUGAUGUUUGGCAGCGCAUCCUUUCCUGAUGCUUUCACCUUCAUUCUUGGAGUGGUGCUCAAAAGACCGUCUGUGCAUAUGCUGAUGAAAGUCAGUCUCUCGGAGAAUGAGGCAAGGUUCGAGCUUGUUCAUGGUGCACCAGUUGUGCUGUCUGAGCGAGAAGCUUUUCUACAACUGUUGCAGCUGACUCCUGGCCUUCCAGAUGACUUGACUGUCGAGGUCUGGCACUGCCAAGCCUUCCUCCGAGAAGGCUCCCAGCUGUAUGCUGUGCCGGAUCAGAAGCUAUGUGUGUUCAACUUGAACCAGACGUUGCAGCCAAAGCCGAAGCGUGCACCCGUGAAGCUUCCAUUUGGACUGCAACCUGAAAAGAAGCAGCGGCAACGCAGGCCCAAAUGCAAGCCAUCUGCCAAAGCAGGAGUUCGGCAGAAAGGGAAGUUCGGCUCACUUCCUCCUAGCAAAAAGCGAGGCAUGUCGGGCAUGUCACUGGACUUGGCCCGUGAAAGCCCGAGCGACGAAGAGGUGCCAGGCAGCUCUGAUUCAGAUGAGGAUGCAAACCUGGACCCCAACCAGGAGAGCGAGCGGGUCGUUGUUUCAGAUACGGUUCGUGCUGAGGAAAGAAAUAUCCCGGAGCUUGCGAGGGAGAUCGAAGAAGCAGAUCAGUUGCGAGCGGAGACAGCAGCAGCAAUUCGCUUGAACCAGCCUGCCCCUGGUGGACGGACAAGCAGCUUUUUCUCGAAAGAGGAAGGUUUGGCAUUCGGUGCCAUCGCUGUGUCGGGGCGGUCGGUAUGUUUGUGCUGCAAACUGCCCAUCGCGAAGGGUAGUGUGCGCUUUGCUUGGUACCAUUCUGACCGCAUGGUUGGAUUCACUCGACAUGUGCGUACGACUUUGUCAAAACCACCGGGUUGA
This is a messenger RNA of Symbiodinium sp. CCMP2592, 3906 nucleotides long. Lineage: Eukaryota; Dinophyceae; Suessiales; Symbiodiniaceae. The record is from the annotation of a GenBank genome assembly.